AUGGUCCGGCACCAUCUCCGCGAGUCCCAAAAAGGAAUCGGCUUUUACCUCGACAUUGGCGUCAUCAACCUUGAAACAUGUGAGCCACUGCAAGGCACCACCCUCAUCACCUGGAACUGCAAUGCUACUGGAUCUUACUCUUCCUUAACUGGUAUUGACCCAGAUACCUCGGAGUUUCUGGACGGAUGGAACAAGAGGGAAGACGGCACCACGGAUAAUGAAGCUUGUCUGCGAGGAAUUCAGGUCACCGGUGAGAAUGGGGUGGUUGAGUUUCUCGCCAAGUUUCCUGGAUACUACAUCACUCGCACUACUCAUAUUCAUGUAACGGCGCAGCCCAAUAUUUCCGCGGGGACCUCGUAUUCUGCCAGCAGUGUUCGGCAUAUUGGGCAAUUAUUCUUCCAAGAGACGCUUCAACCACGUCUACAAGUACAGCCCUUACAACGAGCCCCUGGUCACUUUAAAUCGCACCACGAACAGUGA
Messenger RNA from Fusarium falciforme, 480 nucleotides. RefSeq lists its product as hypothetical. Gene Ontology annotation, molecular function: iron ion binding; oxidoreductase activity, acting on single donors with incorporation of molecular oxygen, incorporation of two atoms of oxygen. The coding region runs from base 1 to 480 and encodes 159 amino acids. Lineage: Eukaryota; Fungi; Ascomycota; Sordariomycetes; Hypocreales; Nectriaceae. The record is from RefSeq and is a predicted model, not a curated record. The transcript has a single exon.